This is a messenger RNA of Benincasa hispida (wax gourd), 959 nucleotides long. NCBI's taxonomy places the organism in Eukaryota, Viridiplantae, Streptophyta, Magnoliopsida, Cucurbitales, Cucurbitaceae. The record is from RefSeq and is a predicted model, not a curated record.
UACAAGUCAUACGAUUCGGACUCAAUACCUCACAAGGGAGGGAAGGAGCAGCCGUGGUGUGUCUUUAAAGAUCAAACUUGGAAGCAAGCAGGCGACAGCGCCGUUGCUGCAGUGCAGCGACCAUGACAGUUGAUCCAAUUGAAGCCUUCUCGCCUCCCUCUCACCCAUCUUCCCAUUUCAGUCAACAGCGCCACUUCUAUGUUGCCGUUGACAGGCUCCAGUUUAAGAUGGAAACGUUAGUGGGUUUGUUGGACGUGGCCGGUCGCCGUCCGUCCUUGCCGAUGAUCGUGUGUUGUAGUUCUCGCGACGAGCUCGAUGCUGUCUGCUCCGCCGUCUCCAACCUCCAAUACAUUUCUCUGGCCUCUUUGUACAGUGACCUUGCUGAAGCAGACCGUGCACUGAUUUUAGAGAAAUUUCGGCAAACAACAUCAAGAUGGAGCCAAAAGUUCAGUUCUCUAUCAGAAGACAAAUUUGAGGUGGAGAAAGUUGGAGAAAAAUCUCACAUGAUUGUAGUAACAGACGCCUGCCUUCCACUUCUUGCUUCUGGGGAGUCACCUCUUGCUGCCCAUGUUUUGAUAAAUUAUGAGAUACCAACAAAGAAGGAAACGUAUAUGAGGCGCAUGACUACCUGCUCAGCCUCAGAUGGGAUCUUGAUCAACAUGGUUGUUGGGGGAGAAGUGGUAACUCUCAAAAGCAUUGAAGAAAGUAGUGGCCUUGUUAUUGCUGAGAUGCCCAUUAACAUUUCUGAAAUUUUGUGAGGAUGUCUGCUACGAUGGAACAUCUAAGGACAACACAGAAGGUUUGAUUUGAAGGUGUUUUACUUACCAACUGAUCAUUGAUAAUUUUAAAUUUCAUUGAUAACUUAUGCUGGUUGAUGUGUACCUAAGAGAAUUUUCCAGUCUAUUGAACUGGGGGCUAUUUAUUGCGAGAAUGGAAUGCUGAGAUAUUUUGGUGUUCAA